Amorphotheca resinae ATCC 22711 is the source of this 841-nucleotide messenger RNA. RefSeq lists its product as hypothetical. The transcript has a single exon. The record is from RefSeq and is a predicted model, not a curated record. The coding region runs from base 27 to 758 and encodes 243 amino acids. NCBI's taxonomy places the organism in Eukaryota, Fungi, Ascomycota, Leotiomycetes, Helotiales, Amorphothecaceae.
AUCUGUUUUGUUGCUUAUUAACGACCAUGACGCUGCUGCACUGCCCUCCGGCACGGGCUUCCUGGGUUCCUGGACUCUCUUUCUUUCUUUGCAGAGCUUCGAUUCUUCCUAUCUGUCUGUGCCUAUCGACUGCUAUACUCCACUCCGUAUUCCUAUCUAUUCCUCCUUUAGCAUCAUCCUCGCUCGACGUGCUCCACUCUCCGUGUCUCUCUGUCUGUCUGCUACAGUCUACUACUGUACCUUACUCCUACUACUCACCUCGUUCCAAUCCUCCCCCCCCCCACGUCCCGCGGCUCGAGGCUGACAGCUUUUACUCAGCGAUGAUGCUAUUUCCGCCCCCCAGGCCCCUCCUCGCACUCGGUCCCGGUCAGCCACAACGGCCCCUAGACCCAUCGCGCAUCGCAUCUGCUUCCCGUCUGUGCCUUUGUGAUAUUCACUUGUCUGGUCUGACGACACUGCGCCCUCGACUCAACCUUUCCCUUUCGCUAUUCCUCUUCCUCAACCUUCCCUUCCCUUCCCUUCCCUCCCCUCCCCUGCUUCGCGGCAUAGCUCGUUCCCUCCCCCCGCGGCUUGAACUUGCAUACGAAGUACAGUACUCUCUAUGCCAUCUGCCCCUCCUUCCACCAUCCCACCACGGCUGCCUUGUGCUAUCCUCCUACCAUGGCCGGGCAAGCUGCGGAGGCUAUAAGGCGGUCGCAUCUCCCCGUCCAGAUGACUCUUCUCUUCUGCAUCAUCGCUGCCUUUGUGCCUUCUCCUAGACUUUCUUUGCUCAGGCUUCUCUUUCCGUCUGCUCGUUAAUAUAUAUUUCUUUCCGUCACUGCCCAAGGCUCAGGGCAUCUUC